Molecule: messenger RNA, 2033 nt
Organism: Anopheles funestus (African malaria mosquito)
Lineage: Eukaryota; Metazoa; Arthropoda; Insecta; Diptera; Culicidae
Product: transmembrane protease serine 9-like
Exons: 6
Coding region: 86-1957 (623 amino acids)
Biological process (GO): proteolysis
Molecular function (GO): serine-type endopeptidase activity
Source: RefSeq, a predicted model, not a curated record
UUCGAUAGAUUGUAUAAAAAUCUCACUAGAGGACACUACUGGCAGUCAGUAGUGAACGUGUUUCUAGCGCAUACGGACUGGUGAUAUGAUGCGGAAGCUCUCUGUUAUAUUGCUGCUGGUCGCAGCCAUCUGCUGGACAAGUGUGGUCAGCAGUCCGGUUGUGUCCGCCGAUGCAUCCAAGGGUCGUGUAGUUGGUGGCGAUCUAGCGUCCGUUGGACAGUUUCCGUACUCCGUUGGUUUGAUAACGCAUUCGACUUCCAUCUUUACGGGACGUUGUGCAGCAUCUUUGAUAUCGGCCAACUACAUCCUGACGGCAGCAAGCUGCGUCCAAAGCGCUACAUCUGCCUUUGCAUACAUUGGAGGACUUCGGAUCGACGAUCAAUCAGAAGCGGGUCGGGUGCGUCUGCUAGUGGAACGUUUCAUUCUUCAUUCGAGCUUUGUUGAGGGUGGUGAAAAUUUCGACGUUGCCCUUGCUCAGCUUCCACAAAGUGUCGCCUUCAACGAUCGCAUCCGUCCGAUCCGGUUGCCAAACCGUCGCCAGGUACAGGCAACGUUUGCCGGACAGCAGGGCACGGUGUUUGGAUGGGGUCGGUUCGGUUCAGGCAUCAGCAAUUCGGCCGAGUUGCGUUUCGGCCGGGCAGAGGUCAUAACCAAUUUGGCCUGUCGGGUUAAUCUGCCAACGAACACUAUAUCCGAUGCGCACAUGUGCACGGACGGUACGCUUACUUCGCCGUGUGCUGGAGACAACGGUGCACCACUUACGAUCAUGGAUGCGGACGGUAUCACCACGCAGGUCGGUGUGUUCUCGUUUAACUCGGUGUUGGGCUGUGAGGCAGGCCGCGCCGCUGUGUAUACGCGCCUUUCGGCCUACCUUGACUGGAUCGGUUCGAAUUCGGAUGUGAUUAUUCGGGAUGACUACGAUGCUGCCGUCAAGACGUGGGUCGGAGAAAUCAAUGCACCGCCGCAGAAACUCGUUCCGGACGUAAGCGACACAAGCAAUCCGACCGCCCACGGUACAUCGAGUCACCCCAACCAAAUCAUGCACACACUGCAGGUGAUCGCUUUAAUUGUGUGCUUCGGCGCUGUAAUAGAAGCGGCAAGAGUAAUCACUGGCCCGGAUGAUAUCGAUUGGUCCACGGUACGAUCGAUAAGAGAGAAACCAACUUACCCUCGAUCGGGAUCGAUCGAGCUAGCAACGCAGUUGAAUCGUUCCGAACGUAUCCUGAACGGUGUUACGGUAGCACGCGGAGACAUUCCGUAUGCGGCAGCCAUUUUAAUCAGUGAAGAAUUUGCGACUUACUUUUGCGGUGGUGCACUAAUAUCGGACCACUUCGUACUGACAGCUGCGUCGUGUGUCGAUGGUGAUCGUGAUCUCUCGAUAACGGUUCUGCUAGAUGCAGCACAAAUAAAUACAGCGGGCGAAUUUAUUGCCGUAUCGGAGAUUAUAGUACAUCCGUCACCGAGUGACAAUGAUAUUGCGUUGCUACGUCUAAAUCGUGCCGUUCGACUCAAUGAUAACAUUCGUCCUGUCACGCUACCGAACCGUAGACAGCGCACCAUGACAUUCGUCAAUCAGCUGGCAUCGGUCUCCGGUUGGGGUCGUACGGCUUCCAACACCAACGAAGCGUUACCACUCAACAAUCUGCGAUUGGUGCGUAACCACGUGAUGAGCAAUUUCAACUGUGGCGUAUCCUUUCCGUUCCAAAUCUCCGACCAACACAUCUGCAUAACGGGUGACAGUGGUAGUGCGUGUGCCGGUGACGAAGGUGGACCACUAACGACGGUGGAUGUCGUGACGGGACGCACGUUCCUGAUAGGAUUGUACUCGUUCACAUCGUUCCUGGGUUGUGGUAUGGGUCGCCCGACAGUUCAUACCCGCAUCACGGAGUAUCUGGAUUGGAUUGAAGCGAACUCGGACGUGAUCAUACUGGACAACUGGGACACAAGAGUGGUAUGAAGGCUAAAGCAAUAAAGACGAGAUUUGGUACUCAUUUCAUGCAACAUGAUUGUAUUUAUCGAUAGCCGUUUAUGAA